CUGUCGAAAAAUUUGUUUAUGCUUAUAGCUUCAUUCGCCGAUUUUAUUGUGAAAUUAUUGCUUGUUUGACUUAGUUUUUGAAAAGAAUUUCGUAGUAGUCAAUAUUUGCAGCCAUGGUGGUACGUGAGUAUAACGAGGAAUUGAAAUACAUCGAGCGAAUUUCGCCAAACAGCUUUCGCAUCAAGAAAGGCUUCCAGCCAAAUAUGAACGUUGAGGGUGUAUUCUAUGCAAACUCUCGCCUUGAAAAAUUGAUGUUUGAUGAAUUGCGGAACUCAUGCCGUCCCGGAAUGACUGGCGGAUUCUUACCAGGCGUAAAGCAGAUUGCCAAUGUUGCAGCGUUACCGGGAAUCGUUGGACAGUCUGUUGGUCUUCCGGAUAUUCAUUCAGGAUACGGGUUCGCGAUUGGAAAUAUGGCAGCAUUUGACAUGAGUAAUCCAACAUCGAUAGUUUCGCCGGGAGGUGUCGGAUUUGAUAUUAAUUGUGGUGUUCGAUUGUUGCGUACUAAUCUGUUCGAAAAGGACGUAAAACCCGUACAGGAAAAUUUGGCCCAAAGCCUGUUCGAUCACAUUCCGGUUGGCGUAGGUUCAAAGGGAAUUAUUCCAAUGAAUGCGCAUGAUUUGGAGGAAGCACUUGAGAUGGGAAUGGAUUGGUCUUUACGAGAGGGUUAUGUUUGGGCUGAAGAUAAGGAGCAUUGUGAAGAAUACGGUAGAAUGUUGAAUGCCGACCCAAGUAAAGUAAGUAUGCGUGCGAAGAAGCGUGGUCUUCCUCAACUUGGUACACUAGGUGCCGGAAAUCACUAUGCAGAGAUUCAGGUAGUGGAAGAAAUCUAUGACAAAUAUGCGGCAAGUAAGAUGGGAAUCGAAGAGCUGGGUCAAGUUUGCGUAAUGAUUCACUCGGGAAGUCGUGGCUUUGGUCAUCAAGUGGCUACUGAUGCGCUUGUCGAAAUGGAGAAAGCUAUGAAGAGAGACAAGAUUGAAACAAAUGAUCGACAACUGGCUUGUGCUAGGAUAAACUCGACUGAAGGACAAAACUAUCUAAAAUCCAUGGCUGCUGCAGCCAAUUUCGCUUGGGUUAAUCGUAGCUCCAUGACAUUCCUUACCCGGCAAGCCUUUGCCAAGCAGUUCAAUACCACUCCAGACGAUUUGGAUAUGCACGUGAUAUACGAUGUAUCACAUAAUGUUGCCAAGAUGGAAGAACACUUGGUAGAUGGCCGUCCCAAGCAGCUGCUGGUUCAUCGAAAGGGUUCUACUCGUGCCUUUCCACCGCAUCAUCCGUUGAUCCCAGUAGACUACCAACUGACCGGGCAGCCAGUACUGGUUGGAGGAACAAUGGGAACGUGCAGUUUUGUUCUUACUGGCACUGAGAGGGGGAUGGCUGCCACAUUUGGAUCAACUUGUCACGGAGCAGGGCGGGCUCUGUCAAGAGCCAAAUCACGUCGUAACUUAGACUACAAAGACGUUUUGAGGGAUUUGGAAGCGAAAGGAAUUGCUAUCCGAGUCGCUUCGCCCAAACUGGUACAGGAGGAAGCACCGGACUCGUAUAAGAAUGUGCAAGAUGUGGUUCAAACCUGUCACGAUGUUGGCAUCAGUGCCAAAUGUAUCAAGCUGAGGCCGAUUGCUGUUAUCAAGGGAUAGUAGCUGAAAUUGUAUUAUGAAUGUAAAGCAUAAAACGAUAAAUAAACAUGUAUUUCUA
This is a messenger RNA of Malaya genurostris, 1692 nucleotides long. RefSeq names its product RNA-splicing ligase RtcB homolog (gene RtcB). Lineage: Eukaryota; Metazoa; Arthropoda; Insecta; Diptera; Culicidae. The transcript has 2 exons. The record is from RefSeq and is a predicted model, not a curated record. The coding region runs from base 114 to 1634 and encodes 506 amino acids. Gene Ontology annotation, molecular function: RNA ligase (ATP) activity. Gene Ontology annotation, biological process: tRNA splicing, via endonucleolytic cleavage and ligation. Gene Ontology annotation, cellular component: tRNA-splicing ligase complex; nucleus.